Neoarthrinium moseri is the source of this 1662-nucleotide messenger RNA. RefSeq lists its product as uncharacterized. The transcript is spliced from 5 exons. The record is from RefSeq and is a predicted model, not a curated record. Gene Ontology annotation, molecular function: CoA-ligase activity. The coding region runs from base 1 to 1662 and encodes 553 amino acids. Gene Ontology annotation, biological process: secondary metabolic process. Lineage: Eukaryota; Fungi; Ascomycota; Sordariomycetes; Amphisphaeriales; Apiosporaceae.
AUGGUUAUCAAGUCGCCCCACGCUGAUGUGGCCAUCCCGAACGUAGAUAUAUGGUCACUUCUCUUCGACAGAAAGAACAGGACGAGUGCCGAUGAUAAAGAGAUCUUCAUCGACGGCGAGACUGGACGUUCGUACAACUUUGCCCAGCUCAAGACAGCCACAAUUGAGUUCGGCAAGGGGCUCAAGUCGCAAUGGGGCUUCAAGAAGGGUGAUGUUCUUGGCGUCUUCUCUCCCAACACCAUCGACUACGGUGCUGUAGUCUGGGGUGCUUUGUGGGCAGGCGGCGCCUCGUCGACCGCCAAUCCCACCUACACUGUCAAGGAGCUGGCUUUCCAACUGAAAGACUCGAGGGUAAAGGGCGUGGUGACACAGCUCCCCAUGCUUCCCGUAGUACUCGAGGCAGCCAAGCAGAUCGGACUACCCGAGGACCGCAUCCUUUUGCUCGGUGACGCCAGGGAUUCCACGGGCAAGUUCAAGCACUUCACCGAGCUUCGAGACACCAGCCUCUUCGGCCAGUCCAAGACAAAGGUUGACCCACAGAAGGACCUGGCCUUCUUGGUGUACAGUUCUGGAACCACUGGUCUGCCAAAGGGAGUCAUGUUGAAGCACUCGAAUAUCGUCGCAAACGUGAUCCAGUCCACUUCGGUUGAGAAGCGCAGCGGUCUGCAUUCGCUUGGAGGGCCGGAUGGAAAGGGCGAUAAGCAGCUAGCCGUACUACCGUUUUUCCAUGUCUACGGUUUAACCAACAUUCUGCACUCCACGGUCUGGGACGAGUAUCAAGCUAUUGUUUUGCCCAAGUUUGAGCUGGAGACGGCAUGCAAGCUGAUACAGGACCACGGUAUCACAUUCGCCUACGUGCCGCCGCCCAUCAUUCUCGGCCUCGCAAAGCACCCUGUUGUCGACAAGUACGACCUAUCCAGCCUCAAGUGGCUCAACUCGGGAGCAGCACCACUUACCCAUGAGCUGAUCAACGGAAUCUGGGAACGCUUGACUAUUCCAGUCAAGCAAGGGUAUGGGUUAUCCGAGGUCUCACCGGUUUCCCAUCUGCAGACAGUCCUUGAAUGGGCGAGAUACAAGGGUGCUGUAGGCAAACUCAUGCCGAACAUGGAAUGCAGGGUUGUCGACUUGGAAGGUAACGACGUUGCAGAUGGCCAGGAGGGUGAAAUCUGGCUCAAGGGCCCCAAUGUAUUCGAUGGUUAUCUCAACAGGCCGGAGUUAGCCAACGAUACCUUCAGUGCUGAUGGUUUCUUCAAGACGGGAGAUAUUGGCUACGUCGAUGCCAAAGGCAACUUCUACGUUACCGAUCGAUUGAAGGAACUGAUCAAAUAUAAGGGUUUCCAAGUUCCGCCGGCAGAACUUGAAGGUGUCCUUCUUGGACACUCGGACAUUGUAGAUGUCUGUGUGAUCCCAGCGUUCGACAACGAGCGUUCUACCGAAGUUCCGCGCGCCUACGUGGUAUUAGCAGCUGGCGUUGACCGUACCGAGGAGAAGGCAAAGGAGAUUGUAAAAUGGACAAGCACCAAGGUCGCCCCCCACAAACAGCUCCGCGGUGGAGUGAGGUUUAUCGACGAGAUCCCCAAGAACGCUAGUGGAAAGCUGCUGCGGAGAGUUCUCAAGGAACAGGCGAAGCAAGAAGACCGAGCCCAGGGGGCGAAGUUGUAA